AUGGACGAUACGAGACCGGCCAAGAGGCAGAAACGCCGAGCUAUAGCCUGUGAGAGAUGUCAUUCUCAGAAGAUUCGAUGUUCGGGCGAGCAGCCGUGUCAGGGUUGCGAGAUUGCGAAGAAGCCUGGCAGUUGUCGGUAUCCGUUCAGAGAUCGCAAUGUUACUAUACCUGAGAGCUACCUCGAGAAACUGGAAAGUGAGAUCCAAGAGUUGAAGGCCCGAGAGUCUUUCGUCAUCACCUCCCAGAUUGCAGCUCCGUCUGUCGAAUCGCCUCCAGAUCAAGUACGACAGGGACACGUCGCAGAGAACGACGUGCCAAAUCCGUUGCUCGAAGUCCAAGAUGGCCUCUUCGCAGGUCAAGACUCUGCUCAACCGGUCUUCAUCGGCGAAGCCAGUUGUACAGCCUUUGGAGACAGACUGUUGCAGUGCGUUGAUUCGAGCUACAGUUCCGUGACAUGCAACACGAUCCCAGAUCAUAUCACCCACCCUGCCUUCAACCGGCUAGCAAGCAAGGACUUCCAGCUCCCGAAUAGAGUCCAAGCAACUUUGCUUGUUCGAAGAGCACAUAGCUUCAUUGGGAACAACUAUCAUUUGUUUGAGAAGAAGUCGUUCUUCGAUAAGCUGGAUCGAGCGUACAGUGGUGAAGGCGGGACAGACCUGCUCUUCACUUGCCAUCUGUUCGCUAUGCUUGCUCUUGGGGAGCUCUAUACACAUUGCAAGACCAAUGCAGCAGACAGUCGGAUACCUGGGACAUCAUACUUCGUGCAGGCUGUGAACUUGUUGCAGGACCUCUACGAGGUUGGCUCGAUUGAGCAGGUGCAGAUCUUGUUGCUGAUAUCAUUCUAUGCUAACUCGCUCGGCCGUGUAAAAUCAGCACACGUUUACUGCGGAAUUGCCGUACGCAUCGGCAUCGGACUUGGCCUACAUCGAUCGCAAGCAGGAUCAAGUACCAUGUCGCCAGUACAGCGAGAAGUUCGUCGACGAGUCUGGUGGACUCUCUACCUCUUCGAUAGGAUGAUCUCUUCAAAGCUUGGAUAUCCUCUAGCUAUCAGAGAUGAUGACAUCGAUGUUGAGUUUCCUUCAAUGGAAGGCUUGUCGACGUCCGAGCAAGCCGAAUUCUGCGACCCAGUGCAUCUUCGUGCUCACUCCACGCUUGCAAAGAUCACAGGCAGUAUCUUGAGCGACAUCUACCGUCUCCCUCGUCAAUCGAAUCCGAGCUUCGUCCGCGUCGUACAUCGCGUUCUGAAUGACCUUCGCCAAUGGGACGAAGAGUUGCCCGUAGUGCUGCGGCUACAAGGCGAAAGACCACCACGAAACCUCUUUACUCUUCACAUGCAGUACCACCUGUGCAUCAUUCAGACAACGCGGCCGAUUCUUCUGCACAUCUUCAAGAUGAGACUACAGUCUGGAUUGACUUCCACCAGCCAGCAGCGUCAGACAUUCUCACCGACGACUCUGGCCCUUGCAGAUGCCUGCGUACAGGCCGCCAGGACGACUAACCAACUGCUCUCGAAGCUUUUCGUUGAAGGCAGCCUUGCGGUAUUUGGCUACUUCGACUCCCACUAUCUGUUCUCCUCGACUCUGAUUCUGAUCAUCUCUGCCGUCAUGGAGCCUCAAUCAACAGUCUCAGAUGCAGUACAGACGGCGUUCAGCCUCUUGAGGUCGAUGGCUAGUAAUGGCAAUAUCUCGGCAAACGACUACUUGAACCGGCUUGAGCACAUCCGCUCGACGGUCAGCAGUGCUCGCGCUCAGGCCGAUCAGCGUCUACCUCGUGUGACUCUACCAAACGGAGACAUGGAGAAGUCGAACCACCUGGACCAGGGCCAGGCCAUUGCCGCCACCUCGAGAAUCAUCACCAACAACGAUCCGCCAUUAUGGGAACCUUCCAAUCCCAUGCUCUCUGGCGACGAGUUCAAUGGCGACGAUCCGCUCGGUAACCCCUUUAUCGAGAGCUUCUUGGCAGAGAAGGCCUUUCAGUGGCCUGGAGGUUUAUCGCCCGAGCAAGAUUUCUUGAGACAAUUUGCUCAAGAGCUAGGUGAUGAAUUCCUUUUCGGCUCCUGA
Zasmidium cellare ATCC 36951 is the source of this 2061-nucleotide messenger RNA. RefSeq lists its product as uncharacterized. Gene Ontology annotation, molecular function: DNA-binding transcription factor activity, RNA polymerase II-specific; zinc ion binding; sequence-specific DNA binding. Lineage: Eukaryota; Fungi; Ascomycota; Dothideomycetes; Mycosphaerellales; Mycosphaerellaceae. Gene Ontology annotation, biological process: positive regulation of transcription by RNA polymerase II; DNA-templated transcription. The transcript is spliced from 5 exons. Gene Ontology annotation, cellular component: nucleus. The coding region runs from base 1 to 2061 and encodes 686 amino acids. The record is from RefSeq and is a predicted model, not a curated record.